Messenger RNA from Cydia pomonella (codling moth), 1671 nucleotides. It is a transcript of the gene cn, whose product is annotated as kynurenine 3-monooxygenase. The transcript is spliced from 10 exons. Gene Ontology annotation, cellular component: mitochondrial outer membrane. The record is from RefSeq and is a predicted model, not a curated record. Gene Ontology annotation, molecular function: kynurenine 3-monooxygenase activity; NAD(P)H oxidase H2O2-forming activity; FAD binding. Bases 255 to 1604 code for a protein of 449 amino acids. NCBI's taxonomy places the organism in Eukaryota, Metazoa, Arthropoda, Insecta, Lepidoptera, Tortricidae. Gene Ontology annotation, biological process: quinolinate biosynthetic process; NAD+ metabolic process; L-tryptophan catabolic process.
ACUCUCCUUAAUGAAAUAUGUUAUGUAGUGUCUGUGGUAUUUGGUUUUAGUUGAGUUCGAACCUUCUAGCUUUGAUGACACCGGUGCUAUUCAUCAAUAGUGAAUAGUGAUCUACCGAUACGAUAUUAACAUCUCAUUUCAUAGUUUGAGUAGAUAACUUAUCAAAUCAAUCACACCUUAUUUGAGUUCUGAUUUUUGCGGCAGUUUUGUGUCUUUUGAGUGAUAUUAGUUGUUAAAUUACUUAAUACGUAGUGAUGGCUCAGCGGCAAAAUGGGAAUUCGAAAAAACAAUUGGAUAUUGCAAUCGUCGGCGGCGGUUUAGUUGGAUCCUUGGAAGCUCUGUAUAUGGCAAAAAGAGGUCACCGAGUCCAUAUUUUUGAAUACCGCGAAGAUAUACGAAAAACCCCGCUGGCUCGGGGUAGGUCAAUCAACCUCGCGCUAUCGUUACGCGGGCGCACGGCCCUCAAGGAUGUUGGUCUCGAGGAACAGAUGAUCCAGCAUCACGGGAUCCCCAUGCGGGCUCGUAUGAUACAUCGACUGGACGGCUCUACGUAUGCGAUACCGUACGAUGCUAGAACUAAUCAGUGCAUAUACUCAGUUGGCCGAAAUUACCUAAAUGGACUGCUGUUGCGAGAAUCAGAGAAAUACGAGAAUGUCGAGAGGCAUUUCAAUCACAAAUUGGUCGAAGCCAAUUUACGAAAGGGAUCCUUGAAAUUCGAGACUCCAGACAAAGACAAUGUUCACGUCACAGCUGACCUGAUCAUAGGUGCAGACGGAGCGUUUUCAGCCGUCCGCAAAUCUAUGAUGAAGCAGCCACUCUUCGACUACAGUCAGAAGUAUAUUGAACACGGAUAUUUGGAGCUGUGUAUACCGGCCGAUGAAAGUGGUGGAUUCCAGAUGCCGCCAAACUACCUCCAUAUCUGGCCCAGAGGCAACUUCAUGAUGAUCGCGCUCCCCAACCAAGACUGCUCCUGGACUGUGACUCUCUUCAUGCCUUUCACUAACUUCAAGACUAUUGACAGUGAGGAAAAACUGCUCGGGUUCUUUGAGAAGUACUUCCCAGAUUCCAUUUCGUUGAUUGGGAAGGAGAAGUUGAUACAGGACUUCUUUGGUGGUUCGCCGUCUCCUUUAGUUGCUGUGAAGUGUCGCCCCUACCAUGUAGAAGACAAAGCCCUCAUAAUCGGCGACGCAGCGCACGCCGUCGUUCCGUUCUACGGGCAGGGUAUGAACGCCGGCUUCGAGGACUGUACACUCCUUGACAAACUAUUCCAAAAACAUGACGACAGUUUAGCGGAGAUAUUGGAGGAGUUCUCGCAGACUAGGUGGGAGGAUACGCACGCGAUCAGCGAUCUGGCGAUGUACAACUAUGUCGAGAUGCGUGACCUGGUGACGCGACCAUCAUACCGCCUCCGCAAGGCCAUGGACGACUUUCUCUUCUGGCUGGCGCCUAACUUCUGGGUGCCGCUCUAUAACUCCGUCACCUUCACCACCAUGCCUUACAGCCAGUGCGUCAAGAAUCGCGAGUGGCAAGACAAGAUGUUAAAGUAUUUCUUCGUGUCUGCGAUAUCCUCGGCGAUUUUGGGAUACUUCGUAAUGUCACGUUAAGCCAUUGUAUCUAUUUGUCACAGUAUUUUAAGCACGUAUUUUAAAUAAAAAACACUCAAAAAUCGCA